Cynara cardunculus var. scolymus (artichoke) is the source of this 1179-nucleotide messenger RNA. RefSeq lists its product as uncharacterized. The transcript is spliced from 6 exons. Bases 1 to 1179 code for a protein of 392 amino acids. The record is from RefSeq and is a predicted model, not a curated record. Gene Ontology annotation, molecular function: DNA binding. NCBI's taxonomy places the organism in Eukaryota, Viridiplantae, Streptophyta, Magnoliopsida, Asterales, Asteraceae.
AUGAGAGACUCCGACACUUUUGAUCUUUGCAGUAUGGAGAAAAGAGAGGGGGAAGAUGGACGUAAUCGAGUCAAGGGGUCGUCUAAGUCGAAUCGAAAUAAGAGAAAGGCAACAUUUGCAAAGAAAAUGGAAUUCAUUGGAUGGGGAUCGAGGCCUCUAGUAGCGUUUCUCGUUUCAAUCGGCAAGGACCCGAGUAAACCGCUUUCUCAACAAGCGGUCGCUAAUAUCAUCAACAAAUACGUGCUCGAAUCGAACCUCAUUCACCCAGAGAAAAAAAGACAGGUUGUAUGUGAUGAAAAGCUUUCUUACCUUUUUAGAAAGAAAACAAUUACUCGAAACCGAAUCCAUGAUCUAUUGGAUCCUCAUUUCCCUGAUAACUACGAAUCUUCCGAAGACGAUUCUGAAAACUAUCAGAAAGUCGACACUGGUUUGCCAUUUGAGAAGCAGUUGGUUUCUGGGACGGAGGUGAUGGGGGCUAGUUUUCAGAUGGAAAAAGAAUUGGAAACUUCGAAAAUGAGCUUUGCAGCGAUCGUUCCGGAAAAAGAAAUCGGAAGUCCGAAAACCCGCUUUGCAGCCAUCGUUCCAGAAAACAUAAAACUGUUGUAUCUGAAGAGGACAUUGGUUGAAGAUCUUCUUAGGAAUUGUGAGAAUUUUGGAAAGAGAUUGAUUGGAAGUUAUAUCAGGAUAAAAUCCGACCCAAAUGACUACUUGCAGAAGAACUCUUACCAAUUGCAUCCCGUUACAGGUGUUAAGACUAUAGCUGAAAAUGGUGAGAAUGUGGGUAAAGAGGUUUUUCUUCAAGUUCCAAAUAUGAUGAAAGACAUUUCUAUUGGCAUGCUGUCUGAUUGCAACUUCUCUAAGGAAGAAUGUGACGAUUUGCUUCAAAGAGUUGAAAUGGGUUUACUUAAGAGGCCUACAGUUGUAAAAGUUGAAAAGAAGGCCAUAAUGCUGCAUGAAGAUAUAACAAAACAUUGGAUUCCUAGAGAACUCAUCCAUCUGCAAAACCAUAUCGAUCGAGCCAACGAGAAAGGAUGGCGCAACGAAUUACAUGAGUAUCUUGAAAGAAGGGAAGUGCUGAAGAAACCAUCUGAACAAACAAGAUUGCUGCUUGAGGUUCCAAAGGUGAUUGCAGAUACCAUACAGAAAGAACCCACAUUGCUGAUCACAGACAAGAUCUAA